This is a messenger RNA of Manis pentadactyla (Chinese pangolin), 5419 nucleotides long. RefSeq names its product formin homology 2 domain containing 3 (gene FHOD3). Gene Ontology annotation, molecular function: actin filament binding. The coding region runs from base 156 to 4892 and encodes 1578 amino acids. Gene Ontology annotation, biological process: cardiac myofibril assembly; sarcomere organization; cortical actin cytoskeleton organization. The record is from RefSeq and is a predicted model, not a curated record. Gene Ontology annotation, cellular component: cytoskeleton; cytoplasm. NCBI's taxonomy places the organism in Eukaryota, Metazoa, Chordata, Mammalia, Pholidota, Manidae. The transcript is spliced from 28 exons.
CCGAGCCCAGGCUGCAGCCGGGCGCGCCUGAGCCUGCGAGCCCGCAAACCAGCGAGCAGCGGCCGCGGCCUUCCCUGCUCGCGGUGUGACCCCGGCGCCCCGGCCUGCGGCCCCGCUGAUCCCGGGGCCCCCGCUACCCGGGGCAGGGAUGCAUCAUGGCCACGUUGGCUUGCCGGGUGCAGUUCUUGGACGACACGGACCCUUUCAACAGCACCAACUUCCCCGAGCCGAGCCGGCCGCCUCUGUUCACGUUUCGCGAGGACCUCGCGCUCGGCACCCAGCUGGCGGGGGUCCACCGGCUGCUGCGGGCGCCGCACAAGCUCGACGACUGCACGCUGCAGCUCUCCCACAACGGCACCUACCUGGACUUGGAAGCUACCCUGGCAGAGCAACGGGACGAGUUAGAAGGCUUCCAGGGUGACGCUGGGCGGGGCCCAAAGCACAGCAUCAUUCUGAGGACACAGCUGUCGGUGAGGGUCCAUGCCUGCAUCGAAAAACUGUACAACUCCAGUGGGCGAGAUUUAAGAAGGGCUCUUUUCUCCCUGAAGCAGAUAUUUCAGGAUGACAAGGAUUUGGUGCAUGAAUUUGUGGUGGCUGAAGGUCUGACAUGUUUGAUCAAGGUGGGAGCUGAGGCAGAUCAGAACUAUCAGAACUACAUUCUGAGGGCUUUAGGCCAAAUUAUGUUGUAUGUGGAUGGGAUGAAUGGAGUAAUAAACCACAGUGAAACCAUUCAGUGGCUGUAUUCGCUCAUUGGGUCCAAGUUCCGCCUGGUGGUGAAGACAUCCUUGCGGCUGCUGCUUGUCUUUGUGGAGUACUCGGAGUCAAAUGCACCUCUUCUGGUUCAGGCUGUCUCUGCUGUAGACACAAAAAGAGGAGUCAAACCCUGGACAAAUAUCAUGGAAAUCCUGGAGGAAAAAGAUGGAGUCGACACAGAGCUGCUGGUUUAUGCAAUGACUUUAGUGAACAAGACGUUGUCAGGAUUGCCAGACCAAGACACCUUCUACGAUGUGGUGGACUGCCUGGAGGAGCUGGGCAUUGCAGCUGUGUCCCAGCGGCACUUGAACAAGAGAGGGACUGAUCUGGACUUAGUGGAGCAGUUGAACAUUUAUGAGAUGGUGCUGCGGCACGAGGACGGCGACGAGACGGCUGAGCCACCGCCAAGCGGGCGCCAGGACCGGAGGAGGGCCAGCGUGUGUUUGGGCGGCACAGGCGAGCACCGGGGCCUGGACCGCAGGCGGAGCCGCAGGCACUCCAUGCAGAGCGCCAGGAGUCCUCUGUCAACUCCAGCCAGUCCCUGCUCCCAGGCAGCACCCAGCUUCAAGCCCAGUCAAGUGCAGGAGCACCGUGAAAAGGAGGAGGAGGAAAAGGAGAAUGAGGAAGAGGAGCAGCCAGUCACGGAACCCAAUUCAGAGGAAGAGAGAGAGGAGGAUGCCCACUGUCAGGACAAGGACAGAGAGGCCAGCCCUGUCUCAGAGCAGGACCCCACUGGAAAUGAUGCUGCUCCCCAGACUUCAGUCCUCCCUGCUGCCUCAAGUGCCACCUUGCAGGGAGAGUGGCUUCCGGCCAGCACCGUGGUGGGGCCUGCCCGCCUGCUGCCCCCCACCCCUGCCAUGGCAUCUUGGCCCUCCUCCACCACACCAGGCCCCCCAAAGGCUUCGCCGACCAUAGAAAAGCUGCCCUACGUGCCCCACAGCCCCUUCCACCUCUUCUCCUAUGACUUUGAAGAUUCACCCUUAUCCACCAAGGAAAAGGAAACCGAGCUGCAGAAGGAAAGCAGGUACAGCAGCUUUGGUAACAACUCUUAUCACACAGGACCUUCAUCUGCAGCCACUGUGCCCACCACCCUGACAACACCAUCCAUUUCACCUUCCCCGGAGGCCAGGCUGGAAAGGUCAUCACUGAGUGGGCUUCUCACGUCAUCCUUUAGGCAGCACCAAGAGUCACUGGCAGCAGAGAGAGAGAGGCGGCGACAGGAGAGAGAAGAAAGGUUGCAGAGAAUAGAACGGGAAGAAAGAAACAAAUUCAACCGAGAGUAUUUAGACAAAAGAGAGGAACAAAGACAAGCAAGAGAAGAAAGAUACAAAUACUUGGAGCAGGUGGCAGCUGAGGCGCGUGAGAAGGAACUGAGAAGCCGGAGUACGAGCCGGGGCAGAGGUGACCUCUCCUUGGACCUGACCUCGCCAGCCGUCCCUGCCUCCCCGACCCCUCAGAGCUGGAGCCCUUCAUCUCUAGAUGCACAGGAGGCUCUCACGGGAUCCUCCUCUUCUCCAGGAACACCUCAGCAUCCCCAAGCGAGCACCGGGUGCCCUGAGCCCAAAGCGGAGACAGCACCAGAGGCAGAGGCAGAGGCGGGGCACGUCGCCCAUGAAGCCCACGGGGAAGUAGCCCGUGCCCGCGUGGGAGCCCUGGAGCAUGAGCCGGCGGAGCGGGCAGCCCUGAGUGAGAAGGAGAAGCAGAACGAGGGGGUGAACGAGAGGGACAACUGCUCGGCCUCCAGCGUCUCGUCCUCCAGCAGCACGUUGGAGAGGGAGGACAAGGAGGACAAGCUCCCCCAGGACCAGGGAGCCGGUUUGUGGUCCACGGGUGUUCAGGAUGCUGCUGUAAAUGAGCAGUGUGGUGACAUCCUCACCAACAAACUGUUCAUGCUGGACAUGCUGUAUGCCCAUAACAGAAAGCCCACAGAUGAUGAGGAGAAGGGGGAGGGAGAGGCAGGGAGGACUGAGCAGGGGGCAGAGGCGGUAGCCAGCCUGGCCAGCAGGAUAUCUACCUUGCAGGCCAACUCUCUGGCCCAGGAUGAGAGCAUCAGGAGGGUGGAUGUUGACUGUCUGGACAAUCGGGGCAGCGUGAAAGCCUUUGCCGAGAAAUUCAACAGCAUAUCAGGGUGCAUCUCCCCUGAUGGUGAGCCCAAUGGCACAGUCCUGGAGAAAGCAUCUGCACAGCCAAAGACAGAAUCUGACUACAUUUGGGACCAGCUCAUGGCCAAUCCGAGGGAGCUCAGAAUCCAAGACAUGGAUUUCACUGACCUGGGGGAGGAGGACGAUAUUGAUGUCCUGGACGUGGACCUGGGUCACAGGGAAGCCCCAGGGCCGCCUCCCCCACCCCCACCCACCUUUCUGGGUUUGCCACCCCCACCCCCACCACCCCUGUUGGACAGCGUGCCUCUCCCUCCAGUCCCCAGUAAUUUAUUGGCCCCUCCUCCAGUACUCAACACUCCUCAGGGCUUAGGGUGGCCCCAGGUACCCAGGGGUCAGCCGGCAUUCAUCAAGAAAAAGAAGACCAUCCGUCUGUUCUGGAAUGAAGUGCGGCCUUUUGAGUGGCCCUGUAAGAACAGCCGCCACUGCAGAGAAUUCCUGUGGUCGAAACUGGAACCUAUUAAGGUGGACACAUCCAGGCUGGAACACCUGUUUGAGUCUAAAUCAAAGGAACUGUCCGUGUCAAAGAAAACUGCAGCAGAUGGAAAAAGGCAGGAGAUCAUCGUGCUCGACCCCAAGAGGAGCAACGCUAUUAACAUUGGUCUGACGGUCCUGCCCCCACCAAGGACAAUUAAGAUAGCCAUUCUGAACUUUGAUGAAUACGCCUUAAACAAAGAAGGAAUUGAGAAAAUUCUAACCAUGAUUCCCAGUGAAGAAGAGAAGCAGAAAAUUCAGGAAGCUCAGCUGGCCAGCCCUGAAGUGCCAUUGGGCAGUGCAGAGCAGUUCCUGCUCACGCUCUCCUCCAUCAGCGAGCUCUCAGCUCGGCUCCACCUCUGGGCAUUCAAAAUGGAUUAUGAAACUACAGAAAAGGAAGUAGCAGAACCACUUUUGGACCUGAAGGAAGGGAUAGAUCAACUGGAGAACAAUAAAACCCUGGGCUUUAUCCUGUCUACUCUUUUAGCCAUCGGGAAUUUUCUAAAUGGAACGAAUGCCAAAGCAUUUGAGUUAAGCUACCUCGAGAAGGUUCCAGAAGUUAAAGACACCGUGCACAAGCAAUCUCUUCUCCACCAUGUGUGCACCAUGGUGGUGGAAAAUUUCCCAGACAGCUCCGAUCUGUACUCGGAGAUUGGAGCCAUCACCAGGUCAGCCAAGGUUGACUUUGAUCAACUUCAGGAUAAUUUAUGUCAGAUGGAGAGAAGAUGCAAAGCUUCAUGGGAUCACCUCAAGGCAAUUGCAAAACAUGAAAUGAAACCAGUUUUAAAACAACGAAUGUCAGAGUUCCUGAAAGAUUGUGCAGAGCGAAUUAUAAUUUUAAAGAUUGUCCAUAGAAGAAUAAUUAACAGAUUCCAUUCCUUUUUGCUCUUUAUGGGUCAUCCACCUUAUGCGAUUCGGGAGGUGAACAUAAACAAGUUCUGCAGGAUCAUCAGUGAAUUUGCACUAGAGUACCGUACCACCAGGGAGAGGGUUUUGCAGCAGAAACAAAAACGGGCCAACCACAGAGAAAGAAAUAAGACCAGAGGGAAGAUGAUCACUGAUACUGAUGAAGAGGAUGAAGUUGAGUCUGGCAAGUUCUCUGGCAGUUCUCCGGUGCCUCUGAGUCAGCCCCAGGGCCUGAGCUAUGCUGAGGAUGCCACUGAGCAUGAGAACAUGAAGGCUGUGCUGAAGAUCUCGUCCCCCGCCAUGGAGGACGCCACCCCGAUGCUGGGUGUCCGCACUCGCAGCCGAGCAAGCCGAGGAUCCACUAGUUCAUGGACUAUGGGAACUGAUGAUUCACCUAACGUCACAGAUGAUGCGGCUGAUGAGAUCAUGGACCGCAUAGUUAAGUCAGCCACCCAAGUGCCCAGUCAGCGAGUAGUGCCACGGGAGAGGAAGCGCUCCCGGGCUAACCGGAAAUCGCUGCGAAGGACCCUGAAGAGUGGCCUGACGCCUGAAGAAGCCAGAGCCCUGGGCCUGGUCAGCACUUCGGAGUUGCAGCUGUGACAUCCCCUGGGCACUCUGAGAAGUAUGCCCCAGCAGAGUGCAAGCUCCUGCUGGACGGAACCCCUGCACUGGGGAAUAAGGAGACACUACAUUGACAUCGAAGGUUCUAAAGGGAGCGACCCCCUCUAGGUGUUACGCAGGGCUUGUGAGCAUUCACAUGGAUCUCUGCGCCUCCUCACACUCUCUACAUCAUGUCAGCUGUGUCUCUCUCAUUUCCUUGACACCUGAUUUAGUAGUUCCAAAGCGUUGACACCUUUUCUGUGCAAGGAAUGGCCCUUUUAUGGAGAUCACUUCUGUCACUGUUACUAUGGUCAUAUGAGGCAAUUGGAUUACGUUCACAGACUGGGUCUCUCUACACCACUAAAAUAUCCAGAUGUAAACUCCAAAACUGUACACAAAAGAAAGCACAGAUUGUUUAUCAGUUGUGGAUUUUAGAUGUACUAAAUGUUUAUACAAAUUCAUAAAUGUACACCAUGUUUCAAAACUAAAUAAAUAGUUUAAUGCCAUAACUGGAAACAUUUAUUAUU